AUGAUCCUCCGCCUCGCCCGCGCGCCAGUGAUCAGCGACGCGACGCCAUCCCUCGCGGAGGAUGUGGCGUGCCUCGAUCCGGCUACAUUCCUGGUCUCGAUGCUGCUCCAGCGGGUACAAGAUGAUCACGGCAUUCCCUCCGCGGCGAUCUCCGCCCUAGCUCCUGUCCGGAUCGGCGAUCUCGCGCCGGGAGCGCGCGCGACCGGGCGUGUUCUUCACGGAUUUCUCGCUGCCGAUGCGCUCAAGAUCGACGGCGGCGUCCAGGUACUCACGGUGCUUGAGGAUUCUAGCGGGGAAUCGGUGCUGCUCGCGAUCAAGCAUGCGGCGACGAGCAGUGCCACGGACGUGGAGGUCCGGUCGAAAUUUCCCAGGGGGGCGAGGGUAGCGGUCAAGGAGCCGACGCUGGCGAGGCCUCUGGACGAUCUGAGUGUGAAUCUUGAUCUGGCGGUGCUUCUCGAUGAUCCAGGAACUGGUCCCGGCACUCUUUCGCUCAUCGCGCUCGAUAAUCCGGCCAAUGUGGAGGUGCUCUCUUUCCUUGGCGACGAUCAGCUCCAGAGAUUUCGAGGUAUGAGCCACUCCACGAUUCGGAUGGAAGGGAACAAGCUUACUAAAGAUGGGAGCUUUGAGGCCGCAGCUCAAGCCUAUGGCUUGAUCAUCACCUCACAGGAUGAUAGCCGCGAUCGAAUGCUAGCGCUUGCCAACCAAGCCGCGUGCUACCUCAAGCUGGGGCGAUUUGAGGCUUGCAUCAAUGCUGCCAGUGCCGCUCUCGAGAUGGAUCCCAACCAUCUCAAGAGUCUCUACCGAAAGGCAUUGGCUUUGCUCAAGCUCCAUCUCUAUGACUGGUCGUGCCAGCUCUUGAAAGAUUUCGCUGGGAAGGACCAAGCGAUCCAGGAGCUCUACAUCAAGUGCCAGAAGCUCGCCUGGCAAAGCCGGGACAGCAGCAGCAUUGCCCAGGAGAUUUCCAGCUUUCUUCGUGCGUGGAGCGAUGCCUCGGACAGCGAGACCAAAGCGCCACCAAAGUUUCCAGAGCUUGCCGAGUACGUUGGCCCGGUGGAGAUCAAGAUGUGUGGAGACCAGAGCAAGAAGCGUGGCCGGGGGCUGUUUGCGACAAGAAAGAUCAACCGAGGCGAGCUUCUGGUCGUGAGCAACGCGGUCAUCUUUGAGCGUGGUGACGACCAGUCGGCUUGCAACCGUGACGCUGCUACUCGGCUGCUCGACAUGGCCAUGAAAUCUCCACGGGCAUACAAGCAGCUCCUCACCCUCGUUUGCGGGGUGCCGGGUGACGAGCGAGAAGUCCCUGCCAUGGAAAUCUUCCAGCCGAACUGGACAACUCCCGAGGCUUGGCCGAUUAGCAGCACUGAUAGCACCGGCAGAGAGGCGCUUCAAGGCAUCGACGUGCAGAGAACCUGUGAGAUCGUCAGCAAGGCCGCCUUCAAUCCGAGGUACUCGAAAGGCCUCAUCUACGUCGCGACGUGGUUCCUCCCGAGCUUCAUCAACCAUUCCUGCGUUCCAAACGUGUGCCAGACGGUGCUAGGAACUUCGGCCUGCUACUUUGCUGCUCGCGACAUCGCCGCCGGAGAAGAGCUCGUCCACUGCUACAUCAAUAGCGGCCAUCCUUACAGGCGCAAGAGGCUCGCAUCCUUCGAGUGUGAUUGCAAGAAGUGCCACCUCGAGACGCUGCUGGAUGAAGAUCUCGUGGAGGUGAACGGCUACUACAGGGACCUCGCCGAGGCAAACUUUGAGUUCCAGUUCAAGAAGGAUCCCGAGGCUGGCAAGGUGGUGAAGAAGCUGGAAGACGUUCUCGCGAGCAAGCUCCAGGACGAGGAGGACCGGCAGUGCUUGCGAGCGAUCCACUGGUCGCUAUACCUCUACUAUUACCAGAGGGUGGAGAGUGGGGCGGCGGUGCCGGUGCCUGGCGGUGGCGUCCCAGCGGCGGAGGUGAUCAUGGCCGCGAUGCACAAGUUCUCGGCGGCCAGCGACACGAAUCUGGCUUACAUGAAACUUCUGGUGGAGUUUGCACGGGACAAGGACGCGGCAUGGAGCGUGAUCGAGCGAGAGUGGGAGAUCAAGCUUGGCAGACAGGACGAUCAUCGUGUUGUCAAGGCCAUCGUCGAGAGAGGCACGGAAAUAAUCACGGUUUAA
Molecule: messenger RNA, 2142 nt
Organism: Selaginella moellendorffii
Lineage: Eukaryota; Viridiplantae; Streptophyta; Lycopodiopsida; Selaginellales; Selaginellaceae
Exons: 1
Coding region: 1-2142 (713 amino acids)
Molecular function (GO): protein binding
Source: RefSeq, a predicted model, not a curated record